Molecule: messenger RNA, 525 nt
Organism: Octopus bimaculoides (California two-spot octopus)
Lineage: Eukaryota; Metazoa; Mollusca; Cephalopoda; Octopoda; Octopodidae
Source: RefSeq, a predicted model, not a curated record
CACACACACUCAUCCGAAAUACUAACCAGUUGACGUCAGCUAUAGCGAACGAUAAAAACAAUAUAUUGAAGAAAGAAGACAUUGACAGCAGUGCAUUAUAUUGGCAUUUAAGUGGACAGAAAGAGAAAGGAAAACAUGUGGAAGUACUUCAUAGCUCUUUUGAUAUUAUCGCUGUUUAAAAUCGACGAUGUUGCCAAUCAAGACAAUUUACCAAAGCCAGGCACUAAACCAGAUAAAGGUAAACCAGAUGACAGUAAACCAGAUGAAGGUAAACCAGACAAAGCUUCUAAUUUAAAUGCAGCUGAUCCAAGCAAUCCAAGGCAUCCACCAGGUCCUAUUUCAACGUCAAUUGGUUCUCAACAACGAGUAGCUGAAUGCUAUUCUCUUGUUCGAAAGUUGGACUGCAAAUUCUACACAUGUUUGAGUGAGAGAUUAAUUUGCCCUCAAACACUAUUAGCGAAGGAAAAGCCUAAUGUUUAUUGUAAAGGACCCGAUGAAAAGGUAAAAUGAUUUUUUAUGCUUUUU